Molecule: messenger RNA, 425 nt
Organism: Effrenium voratum
Lineage: Eukaryota; Dinophyceae; Suessiales; Symbiodiniaceae
Source: the annotation of a GenBank genome assembly
AGGCGCUCCAGGCUGAGUGUGGAGGAGGCCUUGGCAAAAGCUCGGGCUACCGAUUUCAGAACAGUAGAGGAGGAUGAGGCAAGAGCCAAAGAGCGAGCUGAGAAGCGACAGCCCCCGGCUGUGCAGUCUCCCAGUCGUGAGCCGCCACAAAGGAACGGCGCCCAGGUGCUGCUGGCCAGCCUGCUGGAGGCGGCCAGGGAGGAGGGCCGUGUGGGGGCGACGCAGCAGAUCCGCAUCCAGUGCCCCUUCUGCAAUGCUGUGAACGCGGCCCGUGCAUCCGAGCGUCAUCGGGUCAUUUGCGGAGCCUGCCGCAGUGUCUUUGCCGUCCCCAGUUUGCGGUGAAGCGGGGGAACAAAAUCGGGACCGUGUCCGAAGUUGCAGCUGUGCGUAGUAGCUUGCCACUGUCUUUCUUUGGAUCCAAAGGC